AUGAUAAGAGGACGCCUUUGCUCCCACCUCGCACAGCUCCCUAGACCACCCACUUGCUUCUCCUCCUUCAAACGGGGUCUUACUCACAACCUCAACCUCAACCUCAACCAAAACGUCAGCCGCAGCUCCCAGCGCCACUGUAGCUCUCACUCCGGGCCCCGCGGUCACAACUUCUCGCCCAAUCUCGUCUCACCCACCACCACCAAGCGUCACCUCAGGAGCAUCAUGUCCGACGAACAGAUCUCCCGGUACCUGCAGCAGACGCACGACCGUGUGUUCGAGCACAACACCAAGUGGGCGGCCGAGAAGAAGGCCCAGGAUCCGGACUUCUUCGCCAACCUCAGCGCCGGCCAGAAGCCCGAGUACCUGUGGAUAGGCUGCAGCGACUCGCGCAUCCCCGCCGAGCAGAUCACGGGCCUUGAGCCCGGCGAGGCCUUCGUGCACCGCAACAUCGCCAAUCUCGUCUGCAACAUCGACCUCAACGUCGCCUCGGUGCUCCACUACGCCGUCGAGCACCUCGAGGUCAAGCACAUUGUCGUCUGCGGCCAUUACGGCUGCGGCGGUGUCAAGGCCGCCAUGAGCCCGAAGGACCUCGGCAUCCUCAACCCCUGGCUCCGGAAUAUCAGGGACGUCUACCGGCUGCACGAGCAAGAGCUUGACACCAUCAAGGACGAGGACGCCCGCUACGACCGCCUGGUCGAGCUCAACGUCAUCGAGCAGUGCAGGAACGUAGUCAAGUCUGCUGCCGUUCAGAAGUCCUACGCCAAGAAUCACUUCCCCAUCGUCCACGGCUGGGUCUUUGGCUUCAAGGACGGUCUGCUCAAGGACCUCAACUUCGACUUCGCCACUACCCUGGCUGAUAUCCAGAAGAUCUACAAGCUCGCAGAGUGA
This is a messenger RNA of Diaporthe amygdali, 891 nucleotides long. RefSeq lists its product as uncharacterized. Lineage: Eukaryota; Fungi; Ascomycota; Sordariomycetes; Diaporthales; Diaporthaceae. Gene Ontology annotation, cellular component: cytoplasm. Gene Ontology annotation, molecular function: carbonate dehydratase activity; zinc ion binding. The transcript has a single exon. Gene Ontology annotation, biological process: cellular response to carbon dioxide; carbon utilization; cellular response to oxidative stress. The coding region runs from base 1 to 891 and encodes 296 amino acids. The record is from RefSeq and is a predicted model, not a curated record.